Messenger RNA from Corticium candelabrum, 540 nucleotides. Its product is annotated as putative ankyrin repeat protein RF_0381. Gene Ontology annotation, biological process: protein localization to ciliary inversin compartment. The record is from RefSeq and is a predicted model, not a curated record. NCBI's taxonomy places the organism in Eukaryota, Metazoa, Porifera, Homoscleromorpha, Homosclerophorida, Plakinidae. Gene Ontology annotation, molecular function: protein binding. Gene Ontology annotation, cellular component: ciliary inversin compartment. The transcript is spliced from 9 exons. Bases 1 to 540 code for a protein of 179 amino acids.
AUGUGUGAUGGUCGUGCCUCACAGUCUCAACUGAUCAACCGUACUCCAUAUGUUGAUGAGUAUUUUCCCAUUCAUUUCUCAUGUUGGGAGAAUCAGUUAGAGCUAAUCAAGGUCAUGGCUAAGGCAGAUCCUAAUGUUCUCAAGCUAACUUCUAGUAGAGAAGGUACGGACGUUGUAGUCAGAAAAGUCAAGAAUUGUGAGUUUGCUAUUGAUCAUGUGUCACCAUUUCUAUUGGCAAGUGCUGCCGGGAACGUAAGUGUUUUGGAAUUUCUAUAUGAAAUGGAUGCACAAUCGUUGCACAUGAAAGAUUUGGCAAACCAAACAGCACUACAUUAUGCUUGCAUGAGAAAUAAUAUAUCAACUGUUGAAUGGCUGAUACAAAAAGGAAUGACACUUGAUGAUCAAAACAAGUAUGGCUGGACAGCAUUACAUUUUGCCUGUAGCAGAGAUGAUGAUUCUACAAUCAAAUUGCUGAAAGAGAAAGGAUGUGACAUAAAUGUAAAAGACGAGUGUUUUUGGUCUUUUGGCAAUGCAGUUUAA